Messenger RNA from Labrus mixtus (cuckoo wrasse), 2303 nucleotides. It is a transcript of the gene hapstr1b, whose product is annotated as HUWE1 associated protein modifying stress responses b. The record is from RefSeq and is a predicted model, not a curated record. Bases 27 to 818 code for a protein of 263 amino acids. NCBI's taxonomy places the organism in Eukaryota, Metazoa, Chordata, Actinopteri, Labriformes, Labridae. The transcript has 4 exons.
AAAGCUAACGCCUUUUUCGGUUAGCUAUGGAGGAGAGGAAGGAGGAGGGAGAAGCGGAGAUCCAGGAGCACGGCCCCGAACACUGGUUCUCCAAGUGGGAACGACAGUGUUUAGCAGAGGCCGAACAAGGCGAUCCGAACGAGGAGGAGACGGAACAGAGCCAACAGAAGCUGUGGCACCUCUUUCAGAACUCCGCCACCGCAGUAGCACAGCUCUACAAAGAUAGAGUAUGUCAGCAGCAAGGCCUCUCUCUCUGGGUGCCCUUCCAAAAUGCAGCAACAGCAGUCACUAACCUGUAUAAAGAGAGUAUGGAGGCUCGUCAACGAAGCUAUGACCUGGGCAUCCACUUAGGCUACCAGCGCAGGAAUAAGGACGUGAUUGCAUGGGUUAAGAAACGCAGAAGAACUAUCAGACGAGAGGACCUCAUCAGCUUCCUAUGCGGCAAAGUUCCACCCCCACGAACAACUCGUGCCCCGCCAAGGGUCGCCAUGGUAUCUGCCAGCCGACCUACACAGCCAGAGACAGGCAGCUCUGUGGAGACCGACCUGCAGCCUUUCAGAGAGGCCAUAGCACUGCAAGGCCUUAGUGGUGCCAUGGCGAGCAUUUCUGUGCGUUCUGGUCCUCCUGGUUCUCCAACUCAUCCUGCCCAGCCCCUCAGUCGCCGUAGGAACGGUCUUCACGAUGUUGACCUCAACACCUUCAUCGCUGAGGAGAUGGCACUCCACCUGGAUUCCACAGCCAAUCGAAAACGAGGCCCUGCCCCGUGUAGUGAUGUCAUCACAGACUCACCCACGCAUAAACGUAACAGGAUGCUCUGAACUUUUCAGACACUACUUAUCCCUCCUCUGUCCUCUCCUUGGUGGCCGACAGGACAGCUGAUGAGGACUGUUGCCUUGGCCAACCUUUGAAAUCUUCCUCAUUUUCAUCUUAGUUGCAAUUCUCCAAAUAAAGGAACUCCACUAUUACCAACCCACAUUUUCUCCCCUUCUUCAUUUUUUCUCUUUUUCUUCCCUCUGUUUUGUCCCACAGCCUCUCCAGAGUAGUGCUCUCUUCUUUUAAAGAAAACUAUCCUUCCUCAUUAUGUUUGUUUGUCUUCAGUAGAUCUGACAGCAAAGUGAGCAAACAUCACAUUUAUAAUCCUUAAACUGCUGAAUGUUGCUUUUAGACAUUGUUUAUUUAGCCGGGCUCCUUUUGUGCUUCACGGCCGGUAAUCAGAUAAACCGGGCUGUUGCUCACUGUUUGCAGUUCUCAUCCCCCAAGCGUACUUCCUCCUCCUCUGUGGAGUGCUGGCCAAACCAGACUGGACUGAAAUGUGGACUCCUCAGGAGGCUGAACCACCUCCAUGCUGUAUGGCUCGACUUAAAACACUUGUCGGCGUGUGUAUCUUAUUCUGCUGCUGCUCUGUGUGUACGCAAAUCUGACAGCAGAACUGCCACUUACUGUGUUGUUCUUUGCCUUUAAGAAAGCUGCUACAGUAUCUGGUUGUGUGUGUGUGUGUGUGUGUGAGAGAAAGAGAGAGAGAGAGCAGUGAAUGUGCUUGUAGAUGCAGGGUUCUGGCGUAUUCAGCGCCCACUUGAUUGAGUAACUUCCUGUUUUACUUAAAUUCAUCCUUUUAUUUUCAGUUCUUUAGUUGCUCUUUGCAGCCCAAAUCAGGGUUUUAUCACAAAGCAGGUCAGUCCAAGUUACACACGUAAUGGUGUCAUUUAUUACUUCCACAGUUAAGUGACACUUUGAGUCAUGGGCUGACAAUAGUUGGAAAAUCAAAAUGUGUUUUCACAAAGAUUAGUACCCCUGUUCUGCUUUCCUUAUUUUCUUUGCAGUUUUCCAGUUGCACUGUUACUCAUAGGUAUUGUCAUGUUUACAAGUAAUCCAAAUAUUCACUGUGUCCCUUUUGAGCAGCAAAAUAUAUUUGACUGACUGAUUUUAUAUUUUUUGCACCAAUAGCAGUAACAGUGUUUAAAGCUUGCAUGUUACCUACUUUGGGUUGUCAUUAGUUUGUCCCUCACAUAGAAGAAAACUGUCAAACCCUUUCAUACCUGUGAUUUCAACACAAAACAUAAGUUAUUCUAGAAGGCGACACAACUUUGAUUAUUUUUGGCAAUUCAACUCAUUGACUAUAUAGGGCGUGAUGGUCCAGCAAGGCUUGGGGCAAAUUUCACACACUGCUUUGUGAUACAAUCUUGUGUAAUGUGUGUAAAUAACAUGUAGGUGCUGUUAUAUGUGGUACAUAUUGUAAAAAGAAGUGCAAAUCCAUUGGGAUUUCAAUGUACAAUUCUGACAUUAAAGAAAAUACAAGUGUUGAA